Messenger RNA from Nerophis lumbriciformis (worm pipefish), 567 nucleotides. It is a transcript of the gene sec61g, whose product is annotated as SEC61 translocon subunit gamma. The record is from RefSeq and is a predicted model, not a curated record. Gene Ontology annotation, molecular function: transmembrane protein transporter activity. Gene Ontology annotation, biological process: protein targeting; intracellular protein transport. NCBI's taxonomy places the organism in Eukaryota, Metazoa, Chordata, Actinopteri, Syngnathiformes, Syngnathidae. Gene Ontology annotation, cellular component: membrane.
UCAAACGUGCUCAUGGAAUCAUCGAGAAACUCCAGUGUUAGUCCGAGUUUCAAGGUGUGUUUUUUGGGGUUUUUUUUUUUGCCUCUUAUGCAUCUUCCUCGAGAAUGAGGUGGAUAUUUUUUUCAGCUGAGGAACAUAAACCGUCUGACCAGCAGGAUACAGAAAACAAGCAGCGUCCGAAAUGGUAUAAAGGGAACAUCAAGAUCAACAUGGACCAAGUAAUGCAGUUUGUUGAGCCGAGCAGGCAGUUCGUCAAGGACUCCAUCAGGCUUGUCAAGAGAUGCACAAAACCCGACAGAAAAGAAUUCCAGAAAAUCGCAAUGGCCACAGCAAUUGGAUUCGCCAUCAUGGGAUUCAUCGGUUUCUUCGUUAAACUGAUCCACAUCCCCAUCAACAACAUCAUCGUCGGUGGUUAAAUUCCAACUAAGCAAGAAGACAAACGUCAGCAUCCGGCUUUAGAAGACCGACAUGCAACAUUCUAAAGGGGGAUUGAAGGGGUGACAUUUUUUGACAUUCUGUAAUUAACAUUUCUAUUUUGCUGUGUAAAUAAAAAGCAAAAACAAACAA